Messenger RNA from Sycon ciliatum, 6198 nucleotides. Its product is annotated as maestro heat-like repeat-containing protein family member 1. NCBI's taxonomy places the organism in Eukaryota, Metazoa, Porifera, Calcarea, Leucosolenida, Sycettidae. The record is from RefSeq and is a predicted model, not a curated record. The coding region runs from base 159 to 5105 and encodes 1648 amino acids. Gene Ontology annotation, cellular component: cytoplasm. The transcript is spliced from 37 exons.
UUUGUAUGUUGUGUUCUGUGAAAGGAAGAAUCAUCUCCGUCAAAGUUUAUUGGCGAGACGACUCAGCUCGCUCGUGGGCGAGUCCUCGUUUAGGACCGGCGGUUAUGUUGCUAUUUUCGUCGAUAGAGUAGAUUUAGUGGUGGAGAAGAAUUUCAGUCAUGGCAGGGGCUUCUGUGAGGUCAACCGGAGGGCAGGUCGAUGGCCUCACUAUGGCCCUGAUUGACUCUGCCUACGAUAAGCAGAAGAAUGUCAGGGAUGCCAUUUGCUCAGCCCUGUACGAUCUGGGCCUGAAGCAACCCAAACUGGUGCUCAGUUCAUGUGCAUCUUACCUGACGAAGCAUGGAAAGCUUCCAAAGGAACACCGGAUCCUGCUGUUGCGUACCAUGGCAAAGAUCAUCAAGGAGACCAUUGACAAGGUGCCUACAGAUCUGGCAAAGGAAUUGGUACAUCUGGGCUCGAAUGAAAUAGCUCGCUCUCAGGAAGUGGUCCCGGACUGGCAAGGCGCGGCGUCGAAUUUCCUCACUGCGCUUGGAUUCCAGUUUGGCGACUUGGUGAUGAUGGAGCUGCUGCAGCACUUCUCACCCACACAGACGCCACACUUCUUCAUUAUCCAGACUGUGGGCAGCUUAGCAACGCAAAAUGUGUACAGCGUUGUACCACACUUGAAAGACUUGAUGGGUCGAAUGCUGCCAAUGAUGGGAGCUGCGCGGCAAGACAACAUCCGAUGGGUUUUUGCCAGCACCAUUGCCAGGUUUUGUGAAAGCAUCAUCGAGUAUCUAGCCAACAUCGAGAAAGCUCCGAAGAAGAACAUCAAAAAGGAGGACUUUGCGGGCGAAGUUUUCUCUGCGUACGGUGUCAUCUUUGGUGCCUGGUCACAAACCAAAGAGCUGAAGCUUCAGCUAGCUAUAGUGGAGGCUGUCGGUUACAUGGCCCAUCUGUUUGAGACGGAGCGGCUCAGCGCGGAGCUGGGCAAGAUCGUCAACGGGUAUCUAGCCAUGUACAAGCGCCACCCGGAUCACUAUUUCAUUACUCUGGGUAUGUGUCAAGUGUUGUCAGCAUCUGUGGCGGACGGCAGCAAGAUCCUGGAUCCGUUCAUUGACGUCAUCAUGGGCACUGUUCACCCACUCGUAUGCGCGCCAGUGAAUAUGUCUCACUCACAGUCGGUGAAGACGCACAACGAGUUGCUGCGCUGUGUUGCUGUCAUGGCCACGGGCUUCUCUGAUCGCAUCAUCAGCUUCCUAUUUGGCAAGCUCGACUCUAGCUCGGAGCGUUUGCGAAUGGGUACUUUGGAGAUCAUCCGUCACAUUGUCAACUCAUGUGAUGACUGCAUGGAGAACAAGAAGAGCUUGAUCAUCGGUGGUCUGAAGAACACACUACACGAGCCUAGCAACAAGGUGAAGAAGAUGUUGGCACAGACAAUCAUUGCCAUGGCACAUCAUAACUACCUGGCGCAAGAAGGUGGACAUCUCAUGGUGGAGUUCAUCGUGCGCCAGUGCGCCAUGGAUGACUCUGAACUACCGAUGAAGGGUGAAAAGCCCGACCCAGAGCAUGUGACCAAUAAGCAGCUGCGUAUGAUGUGCAAUAAUGUCCUGCACUUGAUGACAACAACGGUCGAUUGUACAGAAGAUGUGCUGUACCCGUACCUGCUGGAGUGCAUCGUGCCCGUGCAGUACACCAACUCCAUGUCCACGGUCUGCUCCAAUCUGGCCAUCAUCGCCGCCAAGAAGCGCAAGGCUGAGUCCGAGGAGUAUGACCUGGACUACGAGGUCCUGGUCAACAUUCCCAAGCCGGCCGCGCUCAUCAGCCGACUGUUUGUGAUGGCCGGACAGCCGCACCCUCGCGCGCGUGGCAUGCCCGUACUGCAGCUCCUACAGUCCAUGGGACCGCAGCUGCACGAGGACAUCUCACAGCUCUUCGACACCGUCAUACCACGUCUCAUCGCCUACCUACAAGAUUCCGAGGAUAACGACAAGCCCUGGAAUCAGAAGUCGUGGGAGGACCUGCUCCUGAAGUUGCUAUCCAAGACGCUUGAUGAAGUCAUGGACGAGGAGUGGAUAUCAGCACUUGGUCAGGAGAUGGGACUGCACCUGAACCUUUACGGCCAUCUACCGGAUGAGAAGAACUUCCUCUACAAAUGCAUUGGUGUUGUGAUGCGCAAGUCCACAAACAAACAGUUCAUUGCUGACCAUCUCAACCUCAUCUUCUCGACCGUGAAGCACACGAGCCAGGUAGAACGAGAGGGCUGUGCAAUAGCUCUUGGCUUUUGUGCAGCAUCUCACUUGGAUAUGGCUAUUGAGAAGUUGGAGUUUGUCACCAGGAACGACAUGAUUCGCAAGUCCACCGGUAUCCUUGGCUUGAUGAAGGACAAGUCUGAAGCGGACGUGGAGCGUAUCAAGAGUACGGUCAUGUUGUGCUACGGUUAUGUCACACUCUUCGCCCCUAUCGACCUGAUCACAUCGCGUGUUGAGGUGAACAUCCUGCGCUGCAUCAACCCGCAUUUUGCCAACGUUCGGGACACUGGUGUGAAGCAAAAUCUCAUCCGUACAGUGGAGUUGAUAGGCAAAGCAUUGCACCCCGACCACCUGAAGAACAAGGACUUUGUGUUUUCAAAGCGAGCCGACCUAUUGGGACACAUGCAGAGCUACAUCAAAGCCGAACCCCUGACGACCAUGCUGCGCCAUGAGACGGUGGCACUUGCAACUGACGCCUGCGCAACACUCAUUAAGCUGGAGCCUCGCUUGUCUGAGGCGGACGAGUUUGAGCUGAUCCGCAUCUGCACGGACGCCCUAUUCAGGCUGCCGUCGGUCGUGACCGCAGAGAAGCCCAGGGAGAAGGAGAAAGGUGGCGCCGACCUGUCGCAGGCCGCACUACAGGAGAGCGAACAGCUGAUGGAGAAGAGCCUGGUGUGCCUCAAGCGCCUCCUCUGUCAGCUGCUGCUCAAGGACGUGACGGCCGAGGGACUGCAGCGCAUCUACAAGCAUUUGGAACCGUUCAUCACGUCUGCUCGCUCUCACGAGCGCCUGCGUUCCAUCGACGUAUGCGUGUCCACGCUGGAGUUCUUCUACGAGAAGCUGGAAGUGCCCGCUGACUCGAAUGCGGCUCAGUUCUUCAACUUGCCCAGCAUUCUGGCACGCUUUGGUCCGCGCUGCUCUGACGAGAGCCUGCCCGUGAGACAGUUUGCCGUGCAGGGCAUCAAGUGCACGCUGAAGAUUGCUGGCCUGUAUGACGGCCAGUCCAAAUCGGAGAAGGAUGACAUUGUGGAGGCGCUGGAUAUACUGAAGGAACGCUCGCUGGCACAGGAGCCCAAUGCCCUGUUCGCAAUGGUCAACGACUGUUCAAAGGUGCUUGCGAAGAAAGUACCUUCAGUUCAACUGUCGGAGUUUGUGUUCAUUCUCCUGGACGGCCUGAUUGAUCCGGACGCACAGAGCUCCAGUGGCACGUGUGUUGUUCUCAACAGUCUGAUGCGCCAGCGCGGCGGAGAGCUGUCAACAGAGGUGGAGAAGUUUGUGAAGAGUGUUCACGAGCGUCUGGGCCGCAUCGUGGUGCCGCAGACGCGGACAGGCACCUUGCGCAGCCUGCGCACAUUUGCCGGCCACCACUUGAUUGCAGUACUGACCACGCUGCUGGAAUUCCCACUGCCAUACGAUCCAUCCAUAGUAUCCUGCUGGCAAACCCUGGCUGGUGACAAGCAGUUGACCAAGAUGAUGUUUGAGCACGUGCUAGACCUGCUCACCAACAGCUUGCCGUAUAAGGAGAGGGCAGAGCGCGGUGCAGCGCCCGUUUUCCUGCCGGCGCCCGGACCCAUGGCGGCCACAUGUGCUCUGACGGAGAUCUUCCGUACGGACGAGACCGAGGAGGUGGUGCAGUCCAUGUUCCAUCGCCUGUUCUCGCAGGUCAUCCUACGCAUCGGCUGUGCCACCGUCAUCCGGAAACCCGAACAGGGCAAGAACGCCGCCGCUGUGAGUGACCCGGCCAAGGAUGCAGUGGCGUGCCUGCGCGAGCUGCUUGUGCGCACCGAGCUCUCGGAAGUGGUGGCUACUAUGGACGAGGCGUUUGCUUUCAACAUGCUGGGAGGAUUCGACUUUCCGCAGGGCAUCACCAUACUCGGAAGAGCGCUGUGCUUGUCAGCACCAAAGUACGUGGGCCAGGUGGUGACCAGUCUGACCGGCAGCCUGUCUAGCCUUUACGAACAGCACCGCGUGGUCACAUGCUCAUUCUUUGCUGAGUUGAUCAAUCAGAAAUGCUUGGGAGAUAUGACUCUGGUGGAGAUGCAGAUGAACAGCCUGCUGGGACGCCUGAUUGACCAGUCUCACAUUGUGCGCAUGCUGUGUAUCCGCGGACUGGGGAACGUCUCGGAGCUAGGGUCCGAUCAGGUACACAAGUACUCCACGACUAUCCUCUCCGCUAUGAUGUCGGGUAUGGAUGACCGGGAUGACCCGAUGGACUUGAUCACGCUGGAGUCCAUGUCCGGCCUGUCUAAGAUCAUCUCGCAGAUCGAGGAGGGCCACGUCCGUGCCAUUCUCAUCAACAUUGCGCUGAGAAUUCGGCCAUGCUUCGAGAAGCCUAAGCCUGAAGUACGUGCUGCAGCUUUCACCUUGUUUGGCAAGCUGUCCAAGUUUGGCGAUGGACCAUCGCGUGCUCCAUUCCUUGAACAGAUCCACAACAACUUUAUCAGUCUGCUCAUGCACAUGAACGAGGGUGACAUGUCCGUUGUGACGUCAUGCAAGGAGGCACUGCGUGAGGUGGGUCCGCUGCUGGGGUCCGAGGCCGUCAACGAGAUGUUCCAGCGGCAUCUGAUACCGGGUGGCAGCCUGCACUACGGAGAGUUCAUGAACGAUCUCGCGCGUCUUCUGAUUACAGACUUCAACGACAAGAUCAGUUUCUACGCCAUGGGGUGUGUGACCUUCUUCAAGAGCAUGUGGCCACCAAUAAAGGCAAACGCGGCUAUGUUUGUUGGAUUCUUGCUUGGCAACCUGCCCAUGGAAAGACGUAAGCAAAUGUCCAAAGAGCACAUCUGCGGAGCCCUGAUUCUACUUUUGCGUGACCCAGCGCCGGAGGUAAGGAUCGCGGCCGCCUCAGCAUCCAGCCUUCUGUUUGAAUUCUAGUGUUACUGCACACGAUGCAGUGCAAGUACAAAUGCCCGUGUCAUUGCAGGUAGGAGUGACUGGUGUAUGCGAGAUCCGGAGAACGUUGACACCCUUUCCAUCCCAUCCCAUUUUUGAAAAUAUAUUUCCAAAUACGCUUUGUAUCAAAUCUGCUUCUUUUCUUCUUCUUUUUUUCUCUUUUCAUACUUCUUGUUAACUCUGUCCCAUACUCACAUGGUAAAACGUACAUACAACUAGAAAUGUCAUGAAAUUGAUUGUUACAUCAUCAAACGCAUGAUUGCCACUGCACCCUUCUCGCAUGAUUUCGCUAUUAUUUCGCCAGUGGAUGUUCCGUUAUUGCGUGGGCAUUCUUCGUGAGAAAGUGUGCGUGCAAGAGAGUGAGUGAUGGUGCGUGUGUGUGUGUGUGUGUGUGUGUGUGUGUGUGUGUGUGUGUGUGUGUGUGUGUGUGUGUGUGUAUGUGUGUGUGUUUAUCCCUUGUGUGAAGCACUGCUGCAAUGUCUUAUGCUGUACAAAGCUUUUACUACCCAUUCUCUUUGUUUCUGUUGGCUUUGUGCGUUGUUAACUUUCUCUAUUUUUUUAUUUGCUCUCAUGGACUUUGAGGGCUGUAUAUGUUGGGAGAUGUGACAACGUGGCAUUGUUCGUGUAUCCGUAGGUGUGUGUUUGUUUUUCCUAUUUUCUAUUCUGCUCCUCUGGCAAUACCUGUCCCGUACGUGUGAACCUUAUCUCUGUUUGUUGCCUCUUUCCUGCCCUGCUGCUGCUGCUGCUGCUGCUGUUGUUGCUCUGUUGGUCUUAGUCUUUUCUGUCCAUAGCUGUCUCCCGCUGGUCACCGUUAAUUGUCCCUUUUGCCUCAUUGCCACAGCUCCAUUUUGACCCGAACAGUGUUGUGCCUGCAGCCAGAUUGUCUUGCUGUUAUGAGCUUGCAGCCCAUGCUGUAGCCAGACCCAAGGAUGUACAUGUACAGUGUGUGGGUGUGUCAUGCUCAGCCACUCGUUUGGAUUUUUCGUUGCUAUUAUUUAAUUGAAGGUGUGCUUCUGUUUUACUGCGUAUCCUUGCAUCAUUCUUGCAUUCCUGAGUCGUAUUGCUUGUAUCGUAA